Molecule: messenger RNA, 492 nt
Organism: Entamoeba invadens IP1
Lineage: Eukaryota; Evosea; Mastigamoebida; Endamoebidae
Exons: 1
Coding region: 1-492 (163 amino acids)
Source: RefSeq, a predicted model, not a curated record
AUGUGGCCGCGGUACAAGGCAAGCGAGAUUAGUGGCCAUUUCAACUCCCUCAAAGCGAAGAUGACGUUGCGCAUCUUUGGCAAGCAGGUGCCCGUGCCGAAGAUGUCCGUGGAGGCGGUCACCACUGCGGAUGUGGCGGAGAUGAUUCGUGUGCCAAGCGUCCCCUCAAGCAUCUCCCUGGAUGCGUCGCUGAACAUUGAGCGCCCGCCGGUGGCAGCGGCGACACUUUCUCAGAAGCAGAAGGAGCGUCAUCCUGCAACGGCGACAAGCGCAAACGACGACCUGUGCGACAGCUGGAUGAUCCGCUUCACCUCGAUCGACUCGUACGAGCUUGCAGUGAUGCUUCUCCGCAACAUGCGGAACACGGAGGGCAAGCGCAAGCGCUUGUUCGGCGACCACGUUCUCCAGGACCUCGAGCGCGUACAGAAGGCGUGGGCUGAGGAGACCACAGGCGCAAAGUCCAUCGGUGGUGCACUCCGGUCCGGAAGCUAA